AUGUCUAAAGUACUCAAAGAAUAUACCUCGGAGGAGGUGGCCAAGCACAAUCGUGAAGGCGAUUUGUGGAUUAUCAUAGACUCCAAGGUCUACGACGUCUCGCGCUUCGCAGACCUCCACCCCGGUGGCCCAACGGUUCUCUUCGCUGAGAGCAUUGCGGGACAGGACGCUACACAGGCGUUCUUUGGCCUUCAUAGACAUGAGGUGCUUCUCAAACCACAGUUUGCGCGUCUGCAAAUUGGCAAAAUCCUCGGAGAGGAGGAGGUUAUUAAAGCGCCAGUUCCCGGCGCAAUCUCAGAAGUUCCAUACGCCGAACCAACUUGGUUAACAGAGGGAUAUCAUUCCCCCUACUAUACUGAUAACCAUAGAGCAUUCCACAAAGCUCUACGGACCUUCAUGAUGGAAGUCGUGCAACCGGAGUCUGCUCGCUGCGAAGAGAGCGGUAAACGGAUAUCGCAAGAGGUGAUUGAUAAAAUGAGUGAACAGAAUGUCAUCGCUAUGCGCCUGGGGCCGGGGAAACACCUCGGGGGGCGUUCCUUGAUGGGGGGCAUCGUGAAGCCCGAAGAAUUUGAUUAUUUCCAUGAGAUGAUCAUAAACACCGAGCUUGCCCGAUUCGGAACUAGAGGAGCAGUCGACGGUAAGACCAUUACCCAUCUACUCAACGGUCUUGUGAUAUCCUUGCCGCCCGUUCUGAACUAUGGUUCACCCGAACUCCAAGCCAAGGUGGUCCCAGAGGUCCUCUCAGGGAAGAAGUUCAUUGCGCUAGCUAUUAGCGAGGCAUUUGCUGGUAGUGAUGUCAGUGGUAUACAGACCACCGCGGUCCGUGAUGGGGACUAUUGGGUCGUAACGGGCACUAAGAAAUGGAUCACAAAUGGAACUUUCGCUGACUACUUCACCACUGGUUGUCGAACAGAGACUGGGUUCACAGUCAUACUCAUCCCACGCGGAGAGGGAGUGUCCACAAAGCCGAUCAAAACCUCGUAUUCCCCUGUGGCCGGAACCGCCUACGUCGUCUUCAACAAAGUCCGCGUGCCAGUUGCCAACACUCUCGGCAAGGUCGGCGCCGGCAUGUCCGUCAUCCUUACCAACUUCAACCACGAGCGGUGGAUGGUCGUCUGCACCAGUCUUGCAGCACAGCGUCUUGUAGUGGAAGAGUGGUCGUCACAACGCUAUGUCUUCGGGAAACCUCUUCAUUCGCAGGCAGUCAUCCGUGCCAAGUUGGGGCAGAUGAUCUCCCGCGUCGAGGCGUGCCAGAACUGGGUUGAAUCGAUCACUCACCAGAUGAACAACAUGACGUACAAUGAAAUGUCUAGCAAACUCGCUGGGCCCAUCGGUCUCAUGAAACAAUUCGUUUCGCGAACUGCUCGUGAAACAGCUGAGGAUGCGACGCAAAUAUUUGGUGGGCGUGCGCUGACCGUGACUGGUAUGGGCAAGGUCAUCGAGAAUUAUCACCGAACUUCAGGCUUCGAUGCGAUUCUUGCUGGCGCCGAGGAUGUUCUUGGGGACUUGGGAGUGCGUCAAGCAAUGAAGAAAAUGCCAAAGGAUGCACGCCUUUAA
This is a messenger RNA of Pleurotus ostreatus (oyster mushroom), 1557 nucleotides long. RefSeq lists its product as uncharacterized. The transcript is spliced from 15 exons. Gene Ontology annotation, molecular function: flavin adenine dinucleotide binding; acyl-CoA dehydrogenase activity. The record is from RefSeq and is a predicted model, not a curated record. NCBI's taxonomy places the organism in Eukaryota, Fungi, Basidiomycota, Agaricomycetes, Agaricales, Pleurotaceae. Bases 1 to 1557 code for a protein of 518 amino acids.